Molecule: messenger RNA, 1858 nt
Organism: Raphanus sativus (radish)
Lineage: Eukaryota; Viridiplantae; Streptophyta; Magnoliopsida; Brassicales; Brassicaceae
Product: ABSCISIC ACID-INSENSITIVE 5-like protein 8
Exons: 5
Coding region: 414-1661 (415 amino acids)
Biological process (GO): positive regulation of DNA-templated transcription
Cellular component (GO): nucleus
Molecular function (GO): DNA-binding transcription factor activity
Source: RefSeq, a predicted model, not a curated record
UUUCUUAUCUUGACAGAGUAACUUUUAAAACUAAUAAACAUAGAAUUGAGUGAAAAAAGCAAACACAAAAGUUAUGUGUACCUUAUAUUGUCUUUUUUAUUUAGUUAUAUGCAGUUUAUGGUCAGAUUUGUUACUUCAUUUGGUUGGAGUGCAUACUAAAAUUACAUUUUUCAUUAUUGCAUGUUAUCUUUUGAUUCAUUGAAUCUUGUGAGAAAAAGAUCUUGUUUGUUGCAUAAAUUUGGGUCUACCUAUAUUUUUAUAAAUGGGUUUUGGACUCUCUUAUUUUUCUGAUUAUUGUUUUGUAUGAUCUGAUACCGUAGAGUUAGUUCCUGGGACGGCAGUGCAGCCAGUGCUUUAAUCACCAGAAACUCUCACAUUUCGAGGUGAUAUCUUUCAUAUUGGAUUCUGCCAAAAUGGAUAAUAACUGGAAUUUUAAAACCUUGGGGACUGGUCCGCCGGGAACGAUAAACAGACCACCGGUUAGUACUCCUUUGAGCCGACAAGGAUCACUAUUCUCAUGGACACUAGACCAGAUUCAAAACAACUUAGGAAAAGAUUGUGGGUCAAUGAACAUGGAAGAGUUGCUUAUGAGUAUAUGUAGUGCUGAAGGAACACAGGGCGGUGUGAUUCCAACUAACGGUGUGAACGAGGGAUUACAGAAGCAAGGGUCAAUAACGCUGCCUAGAAUACUUAGCCAAAAAACUGUUGAUGAAGUUUGGAAAUAUAUCACAGAGGAAGAACUCACCAACAAUGAUGGAAGAAGUACAAACAUUCCUCAGAUUCAGAAGCAGCCAACUUUCGGAGAUAUCACUCUGGAAGAAUUUUUAACCCGUGCUGGGGCCGUGGGCAAUAAUAACAGCGGUGGCUACAUUCAUGACCCAUCAUCCAUUUCGGGUAUUCCAAACACAAGUUUGAGUGUGGAGUUUCAGCAGAAACCAUUGGUUUCUAAUGUGUUGGACAGUAUUAAUAUUGUUCCAGGUAAUAGAAUUCUUGGUUCUUAUUUGCAUCCAAAUGUGAAUGGGUCUACGUCAGCAUAUAAACCGCGACAAGAACAACAAAAACAACAUAACCCGUUUCAACCGCAACAACCUAUCAUGUCGAAUCCACAUGGUUAUGGUUACGGAACACACGUCGCAUUUACAAGUGGUCAGGUUAAUGGUCAUGGUAUAAGAGAUAGUUACAUGGAAACUGGAGACCAAAGUCACCAAGACAAUAAAGUUACUUUGGUCCAAAGCGUUGCACCGGUUCCUGGUGGAGCCAUAAGUAGUGUGGACGCAUGUCCUCAAAUUACGCCAUUUCCGGUAUUAGAUGGGAUACCGAAGAUUAAUGCUGGUGGUACAUCAAUAGUAUCACCAUUUCUAGACACCACUACUGGACGUAACAGCGUGAGAGAUAGGAACAGGAACAAGGGCAUUGCCGCGGAGAAGAAAUUAGUGGAGAAAACCCACUGGAGAAAGAUAAAGAACCGUGAAUCAGCAGCACGAUCAAGAGCUCGAAAGCAGAUUCAAACUAUGGAGCUUGAAGCUGAAGCUGAAAAGUUAAGGAAAGAGAAUCAAGAGCUACUAAAAAAGCAGGCAGAAACUAUGUUGGAAUUGCAAACCAAACUGGGGAAAGGGAUAACUAAGAAACGGCUGAGGAGAACGAAAUCAAACAUCCAGUGAUCAAUAGAGGGUCGGAGGAUUAUAAAUUGGUGUGUUCUUAUAUUAUGUUUCUGCUUAUUUAUGACCAAAUUAUCUAUUUAUUAGUCCGUGCGACAUUGUUUUUUUGGUUACCAUUUUGAUGAUCAUAUGAAUAUGAUUGUCAUGGGUUAGGGACCUAUCAAAAGUUUACUAUUUGCCAGAGAAACAAACAAUAACUA